This is a messenger RNA of Thyridium curvatum, 1395 nucleotides long. RefSeq lists its product as uncharacterized. The record is from RefSeq and is a predicted model, not a curated record. Lineage: Eukaryota; Fungi; Ascomycota; Sordariomycetes; Thyridiales; Thyridiaceae. Bases 1 to 1395 code for a protein of 464 amino acids. The transcript has a single exon.
AUGCCCGGCGAAGUUCGCGCCGACUUGGCUAUCCGGCCGGCUCCUCAGAGCAUCAACGGUAUAAGUGCCAGGCAAGAAGAAGAAAGGCGACACAAGCACUCGCGGUCAUCCUACACAGACGCCUCGCCCCUGACGUCGAGGAACAAUUCCCUGACGUUUCGCCCGGCUAAGCGCUCCAUGCCGACCCCCGGCAAGACGAUUGCCGUUAUCAAUGCAAGUGGCCGUCAAGCGGCGUCGCUGAUUCGCUAUGCCACCGCCGUCGGAUACCACGUCCGCGCCCAAAUGCGCAACCGCCUGGGAGUGAUCGCCACGGAGGUCUCCACGAACCCCAAUGUCACCGUUCUGGAAGGCGAGCUCUACACGCGACAACAGCCUGCCGAGAAGGCACAGGUCGAUUUGACUUCGGACGGUCCUCUGUCGGGCAUCGGUGUCAACUACGACCUGAUCACAGAGCUCUUCCGCGGCUGCCAGCUCGCAUUCAUCAACACCACCUUCUACGGCGACGAGGUCCUCAUCGGCAAAGCCCUCGCGGAUGCAGCCAAGAAGGCGAAAAUACAGCACUAUGUCUAUUCCUCCAUGCCCGACCACGGCGCUUAUCACAAGGAGUGGCCGUCAUUACCGCUGUGGGCGACAAAGCACAAGGUCGAGGAUUAUGUGAAGGAACUCGGGCUGCCGGCGACCUUCCUUUACACUGGAAUUUACAACAACAACUUCACGUCUCUGAAGUACCCCCUGUUCUGCAUGGAUCUGCAGGAGGAUGGAUCGUUCGUCUGGCAGGCGCCGUUCCACCCUGACGUCAAGUUGCCCUGGCUGGAUGCCGACAACGAUGUUGGUCCGGCAGUUCUGCAGAUCUUCAAAGACGGAGUGGGCAAGUGGGGCAACGACCGGCGAAUCGCCCUCGCCUACGAGUCUUUGACACCCAAGGAGGCCUGCGAAGUCUUCGCGAGAGGCGUCGGCCGACCAGUGCGGUAUGUGAUGGGCGACAUCGAGAUCAAGGUGCCCAUUCCCGAGGGUUACAGGACGCAGCUCCAGGCGCUAGAGUCCCUGUUCGGCAUGGGCAAGGACGACCCGAAGAAGCAGCCUCCCUAUUUUGGCGACCAGGGUCUCGAGGACGACUACCCCAAGAUUGCGCUGGAGCUAUGGGAAGGCCCCCGAGGACUCGAGGAGUAUGCGCGAGAGGUUUUCCCGCUCGAGGAGCAGGCGAACGGGAUGACCUGGAUGCUGGAGGACGACGAGGGCGGUCUACCGUCGUCGCAGGCCAGCAAUGGCCACCACCACGAAGAUGGCGAAGCUCACGUGCAGCCUGAGGACGAGGACGACGAAGACGAAGAUGACGAGGACGAGGGUCUGGUCAUGCGCGGCCCCAAGAGAGACGACGAGGACUGGCUCGCCUAG